This is a messenger RNA of Hordeum vulgare subsp. vulgare (domesticated barley), 1636 nucleotides long. RefSeq names its product bHLH transcription factor RHL1-like. NCBI's taxonomy places the organism in Eukaryota, Viridiplantae, Streptophyta, Magnoliopsida, Poales, Poaceae. Gene Ontology annotation, cellular component: nucleus. Gene Ontology annotation, molecular function: protein dimerization activity; DNA-binding transcription factor activity, RNA polymerase II-specific; RNA polymerase II cis-regulatory region sequence-specific DNA binding. Gene Ontology annotation, biological process: regulation of transcription by RNA polymerase II. The record is from RefSeq and is a predicted model, not a curated record. The coding region runs from base 189 to 1541 and encodes 450 amino acids. The transcript has 7 exons.
UCGCCGCCGCACAGAAGCAGCUGACCCCCGUCCCGUUAUAAAUAGCCGACGACACCAACUCCGUGCAGCUUAGCUCCCCCACCUUCCUCUCGAGUCUCCAUCCCAUCUUCAGCGGACUUCGGUUUUAUCCUAACCCUAACCUACCCCCGCCUCCCGACUCUCGUCCCGUAAGCCCUAGCCUGCGCGCGAUGCAGCCGACGACCCGGGAAAUGCAAGCCAUGGCCGCCGCCGGCCAGAUCUCCCUCGACGACCUGCGCAGCGGCCACGCGGGGGCCGCCAAUGGCGCCGGCGCCGGCGUGUACGACGAUUUCCUCGACCAGAUGUUCGGCAGCCUGCCGCCCUCGGCCUGGCACGACCUCGCCGCCGGGACCAAGCCCGAGGACGGCGCGCAGGCCGACGGGAUGCAGCAGCAGCUGUUUGGGGGCCCGUACGAUGAGUCAGUGAUGCUGGCGUCGCGCCUCCGGCAGCACCAGAUUGGCGGCGGCCCUGGCGGCGCCGCGGCCUCCGCGAAGCAGAUGGUGCUGCAGCAGCUCGCCGAUCUGAGGCAGGGCCACCACAACAACAUGCUUCUCCAGGGCAUGGGCCGCUCGCCGUCCAUCGGCGGCGGCGGCGGGGACGGCGGCCUGCUGCUCCCACUCACCCUCGGCAACGGCGGAUCGGGCGGCGACGUGCAGGCCCUGCUGAAAGCCGCCGCUAAUUCCGCCGGAGGGGACGCCGGCGUCUUCGGCGGCUUCGCCGGAUCGCUCCAGCAACAGCAACAUUUCCAGCCACAUCCACAGCAGCAAACGGCGCCCAUGCCGAGCCAGACCUUUGGCGGAGUAGGAGGUGCUCCCGGCGGCGGUUCGCAACCACAACAACAAGCCGGGGGAGGAGGCGGUGGCGCGCCGGCGCCGCCGAGGCAGCGGGUGCGCGCGCGGCGAGGCCAGGCCACCGACCCACACAGCAUCGCGGAGCGACUUCGUCGGGAGAGGAUCGCCGAGAGGAUGAAGGCCCUGCAAGAACUGGUGCCCAACGCCAACAAGACGGACAAGGCGACGAUGCUGGACGAGAUCAUCGACUACGUCAAGUUCCUCCAGCUCCAAGUCAAGGUGCUGAGCAUGAGCCGGCUGGGUGGCGCCGCUGCCGUCGCGCCGCUCGUGGCCGACAUGUCCUCGGAGGGGCGAGGCGGCGCGGCGGACGGGAGCGAUGGCCUGACGGUGACGGAGCAGCAGGUGGCCAAGCUGAUGGAGGAGGACAUGGGCGCCGCCAUGCAGUACCUGCAGGGGAAGGGCCUCUGCCUCAUGCCCGUCUCCCUCGCCUCCGCCAUCUCCUCCGCCACGUGCCAGCUCCGCCCCCCGGCGGCCGCGGCCGGGGGCCCCUUCACCGCCGCGCAGCACAUGAGCGCCGCCAUGCGCAUGGGCGUCGGCGACGGCGGCGUGCCGGCGUCGCCGAGCAUGUCCGUGCUCACGGCGCAGUCGGCCAUGGCCAACGGCGGAGGCGCGUGCGCCAACGACGGCGAGGGGUCGCAUCCCAAGGACGCCGCGUCCGUCUCCAAGCCGUGAGCCGAGCCCGCGACGGCCGCGCCGCCGCGCCCCACACCAACGGCGGAGGAAACCCUCGACGUACGCCAUCGUCCACGGAACCAUGCAGCAUGACC